This is a messenger RNA of Spinacia oleracea (spinach), 2625 nucleotides long. RefSeq lists its product as uncharacterized. The record is from RefSeq and is a predicted model, not a curated record. Gene Ontology annotation, molecular function: protein dimerization activity. The coding region runs from base 315 to 2396 and encodes 693 amino acids. Lineage: Eukaryota; Viridiplantae; Streptophyta; Magnoliopsida; Caryophyllales; Amaranthaceae. The transcript is spliced from 3 exons.
AUUUUACUUCUUGGACUCAUUACUUUGACCGUUGAGUAUUACUGGACUUCUUGGGAAGAAAAACAAGAACAACCCAAAAAUUCCCAAACAGAAAAUCAGCGGAAAAAAACAACAGACCAACAGUACUGGUUUAGAGUGUUAACCCUUGUUUUCCUCAAACCAAUCAAAUUAACACAGAGAUAUACAGAGAGAAAUUGAUAUGUAAUUGAAUUGGGCAAAUCGUGAUGAAGACGAUGAUAGUCUCCAUUUGAAGAACCGUGGAAUUAUACCUACAUAAUUUCUACCCAGAAAUCACCAUUUUUUAUAAGAAUCAUAUGGCCUCCCCAAUUGAUCCCACCAUUGAACCCUCAAAAGAAGCUUACAAUCAUGGAAUGGCACUUGAUACUGAAAACAAAAGAGUCCAAUGUUGCUACUGUGGUAAGAUUGUUCCUGGGUUUAACCGCCUUCAGCAACACUUGGGAGGUAUUCGAGGGAACAUAACCGAGUGUCCUGAUGUUCCGGUUGAGGUGAAGGACUUCUUUAGGAAUAGAUUGAUGUCUGUGAAAGUAGGUCACUUAGUAAAGGAAAUUGGAGAAUUAGAUAACCCUAAUCCUCCUUUGAAGAGGAUUUGUACCCCUAAUGCGAAAGUGAAUGGGGUGAAAUCACCGCGUUCUGUAAGCUCUCAGAAUGGUAACAUUAUUGCCGGGACUGGGAGUAGUUUGAGUAAACCGACUUGUUAUUACAAAAGAAGGUUGACUUCUCAAAAUGGUAAUUGUGACAAAGACGGGGUAGAUUCUGACUCCGCUAUGGUAAAAAGAAGCAUAUGUAGGUUUUUCCUAGAGAAUGGAAUUGACUUUGGUGCUAUCUCAUCGGUUAGUUUUAAUAGCAUGAUGAACAAUUUUUUCAAAGGCGAUGAGAUUAAACGGUGUAUUCCUACCGUUCCCGAGCUCAGAGGUUGGAUGUUUGAUGAUGAGUUACAUGAGAUAGAAAAGUACGUAAACAAUGUCCGACUUUCUUGGGCUCAAACUGGUUGCAGUGUUCUUCUUGAUGGGUGGACUGGUCAUUUGGGUAAUAGCCUGAUUAAUGUUAUAGUCGAUUGUCCCGAGGGGCCCAUUUACCUUCGAUCAGCCGAUGUUUCACCCUCAACAACGGGUGAUAAUGAUAACGCGUUGCAAGUGUUGCUCGAAGAGGUUCUUGAAGAAGUGGGUAUUCAGAAUGUUGUUCAGAUUGUUGCUCACACAACUUCAGAAAGAUUAGAGGAAAUUAGCAAGCAGCUAAUUGAAAAGCAUAGAUCGCUCUUUUGGACAGUUAGUGCUACACAUUGCAUGUCACUUAUCUUAGACAAGAUUGCUAUGAUUGAUUCAAUUAAGCUAACUUUGGUUAAGGCAAAAACCAUUACUAAAUUCAUUUAUAGCCGUGUUGAAGUGCUAAAGCUGUUGAAGAAGUAUAUUAGUAGUCCUGAUCUGGUUAUACCCUCUAAAAUUAAAUCUGCUGCUUCGUUCCUAACAUUGGAGAAUAUUUUGGAUGAAAAGAGUAAUUUGAAGCUCAUGUUUUCUUCCUCUGAUUGGUUAAGCUCAUCUUGGUCAUCAAGUGUUGAGGGUGAAUUAGUUGCUAACUUAAUCAGUGAUAGUUCCUUCUGGGGUGGGGUUAACUUAGCUGUGAAAUCAUCCAUUCCAUUAGUAAAAGCUAUAUCCUUGCUUAGUGGGGAUGAAAAAACCAACAUGGGAUUCAUAUACGAAACAAUGGAUCAAGUUAAAGAGACAAUUUGUGAGGAGUUUGGAAGUAAGGAAUCACAGUAUACCGCGAUUUGGAAUAUUAUUGAUGAGAUAUGGAACACGAUACUGCACAGUCCUCUUCAUGCUGCUGGUUAUUUCCUUAACCCGAGGCUUCAUUACACUGAAGACUUCUUUUCUGAUACUGAAGUUGCAGGUGGACUUCUUAUCACCAUUGUUCGGAUGGCUGCUGAUCAAUGUACACAGGACUUGAUAACGAGGCAGCUUGAUGUGUAUGGAGGUUGUAAAGGUGAUUUCAAAAUCGGCACUGAUAACAACAGUCAAAAGAGCCUCUCUCCAGUUAAAUGGUGGUCGCGUUUCGGAGACCACUGUCCUGAACUACAAAAGCUUGCUGUCAGAGUCCUUAGCCAGACCUGCAACGGAGCUGAAGUUUACGGCCUAAGAAGACAUAUAGCUGAGAAAUUACUAUCAAGUAAAAAAAAUACUACAGAGUACAAACAACUUCAUAAACAGGCUUAUCUUCGUUACAAUCUCAAGUUGAAACAAUCCAAGAUGGGUGCAAAAUUCGACAUUAUCAGCUACGAAGUUGACCCGUCAGAGGACUGGAUCGUGGAUGAAUCAUAUCGCGAAGUAGGCUCUUCUCGUGGUGUUCCGUCUAAGGUAGAACCAAAGUGUGAAGUCUAAUUUAUGAAAGACUCAGUUAAGAAACAAGGGGAAAUCAUGUGAUGUUUUUGUACACUGUUGUAUUGUAUAUACUGUAUAAAUUAGUUAUAUCUGUCUCUUUAAAGUUAGAAGAUGAUUUUUGGCAUAUCAAGUACUAUGUGCUUAUUUUUGGCAUAUCAAGUACUAUGAAAAGAAAAUUAGUUUGUGUGGAAAAAAACUUAUUUGUGCUUAUUUUUUUGAGUUUAUCUUA